UCCUGCCAAACUGUUACCCUGAGUGUUACCGUCAGGAGCAAUGACAUCAGGAUUUUAAAACAACUUGUUAUUCGGGGAGUAAUCAGUUGCAAUUAGGCAUUAAUUAAGUAUUAUGAAAGUUGAUUAUUUAAGUGAAUUCGGCUUUCGACUCUCCGACUAUGAGUUUGGGACCAAGGAGCGGAGAAUGGAUCUUGGAACAGCUGAAGGCACCCGGUGCACCGACCCGCCUGCAGGCAAGCCUCCGAUGGCAGCCAAGCGCAAAGGCGGCCUGAAGCUCAACGCCAUCUGUGCCAAGCUGAGCCGACAGGUGGUCGUGGAGAAGGGGGCGGAGGCUGGCUCCCAAGCCGAAGGUAGCCCACUGCGUCCCAGGGACAGAGAGCGCAGUGGCCCUGAGUCUGGGGUGACCCGGGCUCCCCGGAGCGAAGAAGACAAGAGGCGGGCAGUGAUCGAGAAAUGGGUCAAUGGGGAAUACAGCGAAGAGCCCACGCCCACGCCAGUGUUGGGCCGCAUCGCCCGUGAGGGCCUGGAGCUGCCCCCCGAGGGCGUCUACAUGGUCCAGCCACAGGGCUGCAGCGACGAGGAAGACCACGCAGAGGAGCCCUCCAAGAACAGCAGCGCGCUGGAGGAGAAGGACUCGGGUGGCACAGCGUCGAAAGGCGACGGCGGCCCCGGUGCCAAGCAGGCUUCAGGAGAAGCCUCCUCUCUGAGGGACUACGCUGCCUCCACCAUGACGGAGUUCCUCGGCAUGUUCGGCUAUGAUGACCAGAACACGAGGGACGAGCUGACCAGAAAGCUCAGUUUUGAGAAGCUCCAUGCAGGCUCCACCCCGGAGGCGGCUUCCUCUUCCAUGGUGCCCACCUCCGAGGACGCCCUCAGCAAGCGGGCACGUUUCUCCAAAUACGAGGAAUACAUCCGUAAACUCAAGGCCGGCGAGCAGCUUCCCUGGCCAGCCCAUGGCAGCAAGGCUGAGGAUCGGGCAGGCAAGGAGGCGGUGGGCCCCUUGCCCAGCCUGCGGCUACCCAGCAACACUGCCCACCUGGAAACCAAGGCCACCAUCUUGCCGCUGCCGUCACACAGCAGUGUCCAGAUGCAGAACCUGGUGGCCCGCGCUUCCAAGUACGACUUCUUCAUCCACAAGCUGAAGACGGGUGAGACCCUGAGGCCUCAGAAUGGAAACACAUACAAGAAGCCGUCCAAGUACGACCUGGAGAACGUCAAGUAUCUGCACCUCUUCAAGCCGGGGGAGGGCAGCCCUGACAUGGGCGGGGCCAUCGCCUUCAAGACAGGCAAGGUGGGCCGCCCCUCCAAGUACGACGUCCGGGGCAUCCAGAAGCCGGGCCCUACCAAGGUUCCGCCCGCCCCCGGCCUGGGUUCUGCGCCCCUCACCAGUGUGCCCAGCGCUCCCAGCGCCCCUGGGCCAGGACCUGAGCCACCUGCCUCCCUGUCCUUCAACACUCCCGAGUACCUGAAGUCAACCUUUUCCAAAACAGACUCCAUCACCACGGGAACUGUCUCCACUGUCAAGAACGGAUUGCCCACAGAUAAACCAGCUGUCACCGAAGAUGUAAACAUUUACCAGAAAUAUAUUGCCAGGUUCUCAGGGAGUCAACACUGCGGCCAUAUCCAUUGCGCCUACCAGUACCGAGAGCAUUAUCACUGCCUGGACCCAGAGUGCAACUACCAGAGGUUCACAAGCAAGCAGGACGUGAUCCGACAUUACAACAUGCACAAGAAGCGGGACAACUCCCUGCAGCACGGCUUCAUGCGCUUCAGCCCGCUGGACGACUGCAGUGUCUACUACCACGGCUGCCACCUCAAUGGGAAGAGCACCCACUACCACUGCAUGCAGGUGGGGUGUAACAAGGUGUACACAAGCACCUCGGAUGUGAUGACCCACGAGAACUUCCAUAAGAAGAACACCCAGCUCAUCAAUGACGGCUUCCAGCGCUUCCGAGCCACUGAGGACUGCGGCACGGCUGACUGCCAGUUCUAUGGACAGAAGACCACACACUUCCACUGCAGGCGCCCUGGCUGCACGUUCACCUUCAAGAACAAGUGUGACAUCGAGAAACACAAGAGCUACCACAUCAAGGAUGACGCCUACGCCAAGGACGGCUUUAAGAAGUUCUACAAAUACGAGGAGUGCAAGUACGAGGGCUGUGUGUACAGCAAGGCCACCAACCACUUCCACUGCAUCCGCGCCGGCUGCGGCUUCACCUUCACCUCCACCAGCCAGAUGACGUCACACAAGCGCAAGCACGAGCGCAGGCACAUCCGCUCCUCGGGCGCCCUGGGGUUGCCGGCCUCGCUGCUGGGCGCCAAGGACACGGAGCACGAGGAGUCCAGCAACGACGACCUCGUGGACUUCUCUGCCCUGAGCAGCAAGAACUCCAGCCUGAGCGCCUCCCCCACCAGCCAGCAGUCUUCUGCGUCCCUGGCCGCCGCUGCCUCUGCCACUACCGCCGAGGCCGUACCCGGUGCCGCCAAGCCUCCCAGUAGCAAGAUGGCAGGCCUGCUGCCCCAGGGCCUGUCUGGUUCCAUUCCCCUGGCACUGGCCCUCUCCAACUCAGGCCUACCCACAACCGCACCCUACUUCCCUCUCCUCCCUGGCCGGGGGAGCACCUCACUACCUGUGGGAUCUCCAGGGCUCCUGGGCGCCAUGUCCUCUGUGGCCACAACUUCAGCGACCCCUGACAUGCCAGCUCUGGUGGCUUCCGGAGCGGGAGACUCAGCCCCCACGGCUGCCUCCUCUCUCCCAGUGCCCCCUGCCUCCAUCAUGGAAAGGAUCUCCGCGAGCAAAGGCCUCAUCUCACCCAUGAUGGCUCGACUGGCCGCGGCCGCCCUCAAACCCUCUGCCACCUUUGACCCAGGAAGUGGGCAGCAGCCCACCCCCAGCAAGUUCCCCCAGGCCCAGGUGAAGCAGGAAGCAGGUGACAGCACUGCCACCCCAGGCCCCCACGAGGCCUCCCAAGAUCGCAGUCUAGACCUGACUGUGAAGGAGCCCAGCAAUGAAUCAAAUGGCCAUGCAGUCCCGGCAAAUUCAUCUCUUUUAUCCUCGCUUAUGAAUAAGAUGUCUCAGGGCAACCCAAGCCUGGGAAACCUGCUGAACAUCAAGGCAGACUCGGAGGGGAGCCCCGCUGUGGAGCCCUCGCCUUUCUUGGGCAAGGCUGUGAAGACCCUGGUUCAAGAGAAGUUGUCAGAGCCCUGGAAGGUGUAUCUCCGCAGGUUUGGUACCAAGGACUUCUGCGAUGCCCAGUGUGACUUCCUCCACAAGGCCCAUUUCCACUGCGUGGUGGAGGAAUGCGGGGCGCUUUUCAGCACCCUGGACGGGGCCAUCAAGCAUGCGAACUUUCACUUCCGGACGGAGGGAGGAGCAGCCAAGGGAACUACAGAGGCUUCCUUCCCAGCCUCUGCCGCCGAGACCAAACCUCCCUUGGCGCCCUCGUCCCCGCCAGCACCUCCUGGCACCAUGGUCCCUGGAUCUUCUCUGGAGGGGCCCACUCCCAGCCCAGUCUCUGUGCCCUCCACCCCCACCCUGCUCGCCUGGAAGCAGCUGGCUUCCACGAUACCCCAGAUGCCUCAGAUCCCCUCGUCAGUGCCUCACCUGCCCUCCUCGCCCCUGGCGACGACGUCUCUAGAGAGCGCCAAGCCUCAGGUCAAACCCGGGUUCCUCCAGUUCCAGGACAACGAUCCAUGCCUGGCGACGGACUGCAAAUAUGCCAGCAAGUUCCACUUCCAUUGUCUCUUUGGGAACUGCAAGUACGUCUGCAAGACCUCGGGCAAGGCUGAGUCCCACUGCCUGGACCACAUCAACCCCAGCAACAGCCUGGUGAACGUGCGAGACCAGUUCGCUUACUACUCUCUGCAGUGUCUGUGUCCCAACCAGCACUGUGAGUUCCGGAUGCGGGGACAUUACCACUGCCUCCGGACGGGUUGCUACUUUGUCACCAACAUCACCACCAAGCUUCCAUGGCAUAUAAAGAAACACGAGAAAGCUGAGCGGCGGGCGGCCAAUGGAUUCAAAUACUUCACCAAGCGUGAGGAGUGCGGGAGACCAGGCUGCAAGUACAACCAGGUGAAUAGCCACUUCCACUGCAUCCGGGAAGGCUGCCAGUUCUCCUUCCUCCUCAAGCACCAGAUGACCUCACACGCCCGGAAACACAUGCGGAGGAUGCUGGGGAAGAACUUUGACCGUGUGCCCCCAUCCCAGGGUCCCCCAAGCCUGAUGGAUGCUGAAACGGACGAGGGCAUGGAUUACACUGGCUGUAGCCCCGGGGCUGCGUCCUCCGAGUCGUCCACCGUGGACCGCAGCUGCUCCAGCACCCCCGUGGGCAACGAGAGCACCGCGGCAGGGAACACCAUCUCCAUGCCUACAGCCUCAGGGGCCAAAAAGCGCUUUUGGAUCAUCGAGGACAUGUCUCCCUUUGGCAAGCGGAGGAAGACAGCCUCCUCUCGCAAGAUGCUGGACGAAGGCAUGAUGCUGGAGGGCUUCCGGCGCUUCGACCUCUACGAGGACUGCAAGGACGCGGCCUGCCAGUUCUCUCUCAAGGUCACCCACUACCACUGCACGCGGGAGAACUGCGGCUACAAGUUCUGCGGGCGCACGCACAUGUACAAGCACGCACAACACCACGACCGCGUGGACAACCUGGUGUUGGACGACUUCAAGCGCUUUAAGGCCACGCUCAGCUGCCACUUCGCAGACUGCCCGUUCUCGGGCACCAGCACGCACUUCCACUGCCUGCGCUGCCGCUUCCGCUGCACCGACAGCACCAAGGUCACCGCGCACCGCAAGCACCACGGCAAGCAGGACGUGAUCAGCGCCGCCGGCUUCUGCCAGUUCAGCUCCAGCGCGGACUGCGCCGUGCCCGACUGCAAGUACAAGCUCAAGUGCUCGCACUUCCACUGCACCUACCCGGGCUGCCGCCACACGGUGGUGGGCAUGUCGCAGAUGGACUCGCACAAGCGCAAGCACGAGAAGCAGGAGCGCGGGGAGCCUCCCGCAGCCUCGCCCGGCGCGCCUGUCAACCUGGACGGCUCGCUGACACUGGCCGCGGAACCGGGCUCGCUGCUCUUCCUGCAGACGGCGGCUACGGGCCUGGGCCUGCUGGGGGACACGGGGGACCCCGGCCCGCCUGCCACCAUCCCCGGGCCUCGCGACGGUCCUGCCACGCCCGCCCCCGCCGCCUCUGCCACCAUCACCGCAGGGGAGUCCUCCCAGGAGGACGAUGAGGAGGAGCUGGAGCUGCCCGAGGAGGAGGCUGAGGACGACGAUGAGGACGACGACGAAGAGGACGACGAAGACGAUGAGGAAGAUGAUGAUGACGACGACGAGGACCUGCGCACCGACUCGGAGGAGUCGCUGCCCGAGGCUGCGGGCGAGGCGGGCGCGCGGACCCCGCUGGCGGCCCUGGGUGGCCCCGGCCCGGCGCCCACCGCCACGUCGUCACCCUAGCUGCUGCGCCACUCCAGUCCCCUCUGGAACUGCUCUCUGUAUGUGAACCCCCUGUGUACAGACCCCGCUGGGCCGUCCCAGGGAGGGAGGCGCCCUGGCCCCGCCGGUGCUUCCGGACCCCGAGUCCGUCUCAGGGCAGAGGCGGGGACCCCUCUGGUGCUCCGGGUCGCCAGCGCCCUCCCGGCCCGCCCGAGAGGGUGUUCAGGGAAUAGCAGGUGCUGUGUCCGCGUGGCGACGCUGGCCUGCGCUCCUCUGGGUGCCCACACGCGAGGUCCCUGUUUGCUCAGGGGCUCCCCGCGGGGGUCACCGGGUUGCGGGGCGGCAGGCACCUGUAGCAUCUGGCAGGGCCCCCCAAUGCAGCUAAGACCUCCCCCUAACUUGGGGGAGGGCGGGCCGAAGACGGCCAGCAUCAGCACCGGUGACACUACAGGGACUUAGGGACUUGGAGGGACUCUCAUGGAAUCAGCAGGAGUCGGCAUCCCCGCCCCCAGCUGUGGUCCGGGUCUGGUGACUCUCAGGCCCCAGCCCCACACACCCUCCAGUGACCCACAGCAGGCACGGCUAGUGGGGGCCUGGAGGCGAGGGUCUCAGCCACUCUGGUGCAAACAGGAAGGGUGCGACUGGUUUUGGCUUUAAUAAUCAAAAUGGGGGGGGGGGACCCAAGAAAGUUGUACAGUAUUUUUCCUGUAAAGGUUAUUAUUCUACAUAGAACAAAAAGAGAAGAAAAUAAAUAAACAAAGCAGGUGGGUGCGUGGGAUCCGAGCCCUGCCUCCAGACCAGCCCUGGGAUUGGGGACCUGAGUGCAAUUUCUCCUAUGGAAUUGUUUAGCAUUUAUUUUAGAGGCCUCAGUUUGAGGCUUUGUCUUCACACUAGCACUGCUGGGGGCUGCGUGAUUCCAACUUUUAACUUGAAUUUUGUAAAGACAAGGAAAAAAACCGACUAUUCUCUUGAUACAAGUUUGUAGCUAAUUUAACAUUUGAGGGGUUUUCUGUUGGUUAUGCGUGUGGCUUUAUAGGGCUUUUUUUUUUCUUGUUCCAGUUUUAUUAUCUUGUUUGGGAUGCUUUUGUGCUGGUGCAGUCCACCCAGAUUUGGUUCCUUCUCCAAAACACCCCUUCCUGGAGGCAAUAAGGCCACCUCCGCUCAGCACAGGGCUCACGCUGCAGGCACAUACAUGGCCAGCAGCUACUCCAGUCCCCAGUAGGGGCAGGCUGCCUGAUGCCAGGCUUGUGGUGUUAACCUGUGCACUGCAGAUCCUGGUCUGUGCCAGGCUGGAAGACAACAGGCCAACCCAGCAAGCAAUGGAGGGGUGACACUGCCACCAGGAAGCCCUCCCACACAUCUUCAAGGGGGGGCCUGCCCAAGUGGACAGUGGCUUUCUUUAUCUGUCUCCAGAUGUGUGUGUGUGUGUGUGCCCGUGUGUGCGUGUGCCCGUGCGAGCGUGCGUGCACGUCCCCUCUUGGUUUCCCACAGCCAGAAAGCCAGGACCACCUGAACUGGAGGGCGAGCAGGGGGUGCACAGCGGUAAGACGGGAGUCCCCAGUCCAACAGGAAGCGCGCUGAUUCCUAGACAGCCCCUGCCAGAGCCUCCAUGCUGCUGCUGAGAGUUCGCCCAGAGUCUGACCGACCGCAGGACCCUGCCUCUGUGGAAGGAGUUUUGUAAAGGAAAAAAAAACAAAAUAAAAUAAAACAAAAUAAACAAUUUUCAAUGUAGCAAAAUCAAACAAAAAAUUAAAAAAGGAAAAAAAAAAAGAGAAGAAGACGCGGAGAGUGCGAAGUCUAGCCUUUUGUAAAGCUUCAUAUUGCACAUUAGGACUAUAAGCCAUUGCUAGCUCAUUUUGAAUUUUAAUGUGUAAUUUUUGUUUUAUUUUCUUUCUGUGAGGAAAAUGAUGCCUGAUCCACCAAUGCUCUUUUUAAUGUUUUAUAACUAUGUAUGUGUAUAUAUAUAAAUAUAAAAGUAAUAUGUAUGCACAUAUGUGUGUAUAUAUCUAUAUGUAUAUACAUAUAUAGAUAUAUAGAGAUAUAUAGAGAGGUUUUGAGACAAAAAAAAAGCAGACCGUGAAAGCGAACUGAACAGCGCGUGCCCUGAUUACUUGAAUCUGGUCUCCUCGGCACCUGGUUAUUAAGAACUGAAUAUUUUUCCACUUGAAUUUAGUGCUAUUAGAAA
Molecule: messenger RNA, 7619 nt
Organism: Mesocricetus auratus (golden hamster)
Lineage: Eukaryota; Metazoa; Chordata; Mammalia; Rodentia; Cricetidae
Gene: Casz1
Product: castor zinc finger 1
Biological process (GO): regulation of neuron differentiation; positive regulation of transcription by RNA polymerase II
Cellular component (GO): nucleus
Molecular function (GO): DNA-binding transcription factor activity, RNA polymerase II-specific; RNA polymerase II transcription regulatory region sequence-specific DNA binding
Source: RefSeq, a predicted model, not a curated record